This is a messenger RNA of Limanda limanda (common dab), 2256 nucleotides long. It is a transcript of the gene ceacam1, whose product is annotated as CEA cell adhesion molecule 1. Lineage: Eukaryota; Metazoa; Chordata; Actinopteri; Pleuronectiformes; Pleuronectidae. The coding region runs from base 1 to 2256 and encodes 751 amino acids. The transcript is spliced from 10 exons. The record is from RefSeq and is a predicted model, not a curated record.
AUGGAGUCUUCGGUGGUGCUUCUCCUAAUCCUGGUCACGAUAACCUUUACAACAGUGCCAAUUUCAAAUGUCACCCUGACGGCACAAGCAACCAAUCUGGUGGCGAUCAAUGACACGGCCGUCCUCAUGUGCUCUGUGUCCAACGGCACGUCCCUGUCUUAUGUUUGGCUGAUGAACAACACUGUGGUCAGUGGUGAAAAUGUACAGCUCAGUAAUGGAAACGCCACCCUCACCAUAGCCCCUGUGACCCGCCAUUACAAAGGAGCAUUCAACUGCGAGGUUUCAAAUGGUAUCAGCAACGCAAGCAGUCCCCCGGUGUUCCUGAACAUCAGCUAUGGCCCAAGUAACACAACGAUGAGUAUCCUGCCCUCGGAGUCGGACCACAUUUACAGAACAGGAUCUAAUCUCACGCUGUCGUGCUCAGCGCUAUCCAGUCCUGCAGCGACGACUGAGUGGAUGGUUGAUGGGAAGGCUCUGAACAAAAGUGGUCCGUGGAUUCACCUCAACAACGCUUCAGAGAGCGACUCUGGAAAUUACAAAUGUGUACUUCACAACGCCGUCACAUCCAGGUUUAGCAGCGCAAAUCCACUCGAGGCCGUGAAGGUGAAUCGUGUCGGCGGACCAGCAAUACUUAAUAAGUCCUUCACUCUGCAUUGUGAAGUGACUGGAACUGUUAACAGAAUCAAGUGGUGGAGGAACUGGCAGAUGAUUGUUCAUGACAACACAACGAUCAUUGAAAACAAGACACUGACUCUAAACGCAAUCCAACAUUCAGAUAAUGGAGAUUACAACUGUCAGGCUUUCAACUCUGUGAGCAACAUGACCAGCAGCCCCUAUGUAGUCAUGGUGAAUUAUGGGCCAGGGAUGCCAACUAUCAUGGGACCAUCCUUGGUGAAGGCAGGACUUAACGUCACACUCACCUGCAAUGCAUCAUCACACCCUCCCGCCCACUACAGAUGGUAUUUCAAUGAUUCUCUCAUGGCCGAGACAGCUAUGUUUGUAACACCUCGUCUUACUGAGGAUAUGACUGGGAACUACACUUGCAUGGUCUACAACAACAUCACCGGCCAAAACAAGACCACACAGAAGAUGCUUACUGUUGUUGACCCAAUAACAGACGUCCAAGUAGAAACACCAAUGGAUCCUCCCAAAGAAGGUCAUCCCUACACGCUAACGUGCAAUGUGACCGGACCUGCUGAUCAUGUCUAUUGGAAUAAAUAUGGUCCGGUUCAGCAUGUAGACAGCGAAUAUACUUUCCCCAUGAAUAACAAGACACUCGGCUUCAACCCACUUUACCGCAAUGAUACUGGAUAUUACAAAUGUGUAGCUGUGAACGCCGUUGGAAAUAUGACUAGCCCUCCUCACGAGCUCAUCGUCAAUUUCGGACCAGAAACACCUGUGAUCUCUGGGCCAAGGCAUGCUGAGACAGGAGAUGUCGUGUCCUUCAAUUGUUCCUCCACGUCAGUGCCGUCCAGUCGGUUCAGCUGGUGGUUCAAUGGCACCGAAGUGUCCAAUACGUCAAUGUUUACGAGCGAGCCUUUGCUUUUAAACAUGAGCGGAGAAUACACCUGCAUGGCGUACAAUCAUGUGACGGGAAAGAACAGCAGCGUUUCCACGAUGCUCACGGUCGUUGAGGCCAUAGUGUCAGUGAAGAUCAGCAACAGCACUUCUCCAAUUAGCUCUGAAAACUUCACUCUCACCUGUGAAGUUACUGGGCCCUACAACACCAUCUACUGGAUGAAGAACAACACAGUUCUCGACAUGAACGACAUGAACGCCACUGAGUACCGCAUUGAGAACAACAUGCUGCACUUCACCCCAGUGACAACAGACAAUGACGGAACAUACCAGUGUGUCGCUACCAACAUGGUUGUUCAAUUCAAAAGCCCCAUGUACACACUACUGGUGAAUUAUGGUCCUCUGAGUAUGGCCAUCAGUGGUCCAGUUGUAGGACAGGAUUUUGUUGUUGAACUGACGUGCUCUGCUGAUUCUCGGCCGGACUGUGACUUCUUCUGGUAUCUGAACAACAACUCAUCAGCGGUGAUAAAGACUGGCUCCACUAUCGUUUUACCUGCAACUCUAGCACAAUCUGGGAACUACAUCUGUGUGGCAAGAAAUCCAGUGACCAUGAUCAGCAUGUACAGGUCGAAAUCAAUCAAUGUGCCGGGUGGAGCCACAGCCGUCCACUUCUCAUCCGGAGGUGGUCUGAUGAUGAUGUGUCUGUUUGCUGUGUUCGUCCCUGUGCUGUUCACCUGA